Molecule: messenger RNA, 1681 nt
Organism: Dermacentor andersoni
Lineage: Eukaryota; Metazoa; Arthropoda; Arachnida; Ixodida; Ixodidae
Product: sulfotransferase ssu-1-like
Molecular function (GO): sulfotransferase activity
Source: RefSeq, a predicted model, not a curated record
GAUCAACCCCACACUCCUACAUCCCAUUUUAUGUGCUUGUCACCGGCUUAUGGUUCAUGGCGUGUAUCGUGUUUAGCGCGUCAAACCUUUUUUUUUUUUUUCUGUGGUAUGGUCAUGCGCUGAUUGCAACACGAGCUAUCACAGCAGUCUGGAAUCAGCCGCAGGCCGCUAAACAUCUGCUCACAGGCAGCAGCCCGUAUAUUUUGCAGGGCUGAGCAGACAAUGCGUGGAUACCUCUAGCGACAAGGAGACAACGAUCGCGUCCGCAGCUUUUGCCCAAAGCUAAUAGGUGGCGCUUGACGCUGUGUUAUCGCAAACCGCCUCUUCGAGUGUUCGGGCGCUGGCUGGGGCGGCUAGCAACGGCCCGCGCGCUCUCCGGUUUCGCGAACGGUGCCACCAGUGGGAAGUAUCUUCAUUGCCGCAAUUAGAGACCGCGUCCGCUCUGAUCCGCUUGUCUGGCUUGUCGCGAGGCCGUGUCGACAGACCGGGAAGCGCCGGCUUUAUUUGACGCGCGGCGGAGAGGUUGUGCGUAGAGUUUUCUUAAAGAAAAAGCCACCGGCCAAGGAAAGUACGCACUCUUGUGAGCUGGAUAUUAUGGAGACUCGACGACCGACCUACAAGCGUCACGAAGCUACGGGCUGGGUCUUUCCCCGGGACGGCUUCGAGUGGUCAGAGUUCGAAGGUGCCUGCAGCUACCAACCACGCUGCGACGACAUACUGCUGAUGACGUACCCGAAGUCAGGCACCACUUGGGUGCAGUACAUGCUGUACCUGCUCGUGCAUGACAUGAAACCCGUGCCUCUGGGAAGCCGACUGGACAGCUUCGCUCCAUUCCUCGAGAAGGGGGGCCUUGACCUCAUCGGUGCCCUGGAGAAGUCGCCUAGGCCCAUCAAGACGCAUCUGUCAUUCGAUGUGAUGCCGUGGCGUGCCGAGCCCCGCUACGUUUGUGUGGUGCGAAAUCCAAAGGACGUUUGCGUGUCUCUGUACCACCACGUACGGGGCUUCGAAAAGUACUAUCACUUCACGGACGGUAGCUUCGACGAUUUCUUCGAGGCUUUCCUGGAAGGCCAAGUGGACUCCGCCGACUAUCACGACCACCUGCUGUCACUUUGGCACCAUCGGAGCAAGGAGAACGUGCUUCUACUGACUUACGAAGACCUAAUGGAACGAACCCUGCAAGAGGUCGGUAGGCUCGUUGAACACGUCAGGCCGUGCUUCCCCGCCGACUGGAAGGCUCCCGACUUGGGGUCUCUUGUGGCCGCAGCGAGCUUCGACGUAAUGAAGGCGCAGCGUCCCGAGCAGUGGGCCAGCACCAGACCGGAAAACAUGCCGGGUUUCAUACGCCGCGGUCGCGUGGGAGACUGGCGCAACUACCUUACGGAGGAUCAGAACGAAAGGCUGCAGAGCAAGUUCGCACGCAAAUUGGCUGGUUCGGGCGCCGAGUUCCUCUGGCCAAAGGAGAUGAAGGGACGUGAAAGCGCGUGAAACGGCCGUGACCGUGUGUUUUGUGUGGGACCGGCGGCAUUCGGUGGUGGACGUGAAAAAAGUAGGGGGCGAAUUGCGACACUUGUCCACACAAAAGCCGUCACUUUCGUAGUCAAUGCGUGGUUGCUUUGGCUAAAUAAUAAAUUAGAUACCGAAUGGAAGAAGUUGUGUGCGCCUGAAAUGCGUGCUUUAUUCA